Molecule: messenger RNA, 1152 nt
Organism: Lacerta agilis (Sand lizard)
Lineage: Eukaryota; Metazoa; Chordata; Lepidosauria; Squamata; Lacertidae
Gene: MSANTD1
Product: Myb/SANT DNA binding domain containing 1
Exons: 5
Coding region: 129-959 (276 amino acids)
Biological process (GO): positive regulation of DNA-templated transcription
Cellular component (GO): nuclear body
Source: RefSeq, a predicted model, not a curated record
CCCGGAUGUCAAUUCCGCCUUUGAAAUCCUGGUAAUGUCCAGAUGCAUGGCAGCCCUAAUGGAGACAGAGUCCUGGAAAACGCCCCAUCAUCAGAAUCUGGUGCCUGUUAUGCUCAGGUCAAUCAGGAAUGGCUGCUGCAGAAAUCCCCAGUUAUAUUGUUUCUUCUCAGACUGAGAAGCACAGGAGGGCCAGGAACUGGACUGAUGCAGAAAUGAGGGGCUUAAUGCUGGUUUGGGAAGAAUUUUUUGAUGAAUUGAAACAAACUAAAAGGAAUGCCAAAGUUUAUGAGAAAAUGGCUAACAAACUCUUUGAAAUGACUGGAGAAAUUCGACAUGGAGAAGAAAUAAAGAUAAAAAUUACAAACAUGACAUUCCAGUACAGAUGCAUGCAUAUAAUUGGAGAACCAAGCAGUGAUGUAAGAAGAGUCAAGUGGAAAUUAAAAUGUAUGACUGAUAGUGAAACGCUUGCACCUGAUUGGCCUUACUUUAAAACCAUUGAUAGAAUACUUUCUAAAGUGUCAGAGCACAAUGAUGUGAAAAUGCAUGACAGUCAGCUGCCAGGUCCUUCAACAUCCCAGACUGAGGCAUCACAGUCACCAUCUGCCAAGUCUACUCCACUCUAUUUGCCUUAUAACCAGUUCACUUAUGAAGGGAGAGAAGAAUUUUUUGAAGAUGAGCAUUCUGAGAGCUCUUCCAGCUUACUUUCUUAUAAGUUAAGAGCUGAAGAGAGGCCCAUAAAGAAAAGGAAAAUGCAGAGUUGUAGCUUUCAAAAGAAGAAACUAAAGUUAAUGGAAGCAAUGCUAGAGGAACAAAAGAAACUGAGUAGGGCAAUGGAAGAAACUUGCAGGGAAGUAAGAAGGAUUCUGGAUCAGCAGAACAUCAUCCAAGUUCAGAGCCUUCAGUUGCAAGAGAGAAUGAUGAAUUUAUUGGAGAAAAUGAUAUCUAAAGCCAAUGUUUAGUUUCUUUUGCAGUGCUCCUGAAAAUACAAUAUUUAUCUAUUUUACAGAAAUUGCAUAUCCUAUGAUUGCCUCUUCCUUCCAGGUAAAUAAAAAAAUGUAAUGUAAUUAUGAAGAGUUUAAUCAGUGUAGGAGGUGAGCCAUCUAGACAACUGGGUGUUUCUUAAUGAAAUAAAAUGUGGUCUUGCUUUGUGAA